GUACCUGCAGCUCUACCCGCCAAAGCGCUGCCGCGCCCGCCGCGCCCGCUGUGGUCGCGCAGGUAUCCCCGGCGUCGCUCCAGCUUGCUCCAGCUUACUACUGCUAGUACUACUAGUAGUAGUAGGCUGCGGGACAUAGAUGGCCCGGCGCAGCGUCCAGUUCGCGACCAGCUCCAGCGCCAGGCAUCCGUCACCAGACCACGCCUCUGCUCGCGCCAGACCCAAACUUUGUCUGCCAAACAUCAUCAUCCAGGCGCAAACGGAGCCGCGACGCCAUCAUUGCGCAGAAUCGACACAAAAACAGGUCUGGCCGAGCCUCGUACCUGGUUGCCCGCCGUGCCUGUCGCUUGA
This is a messenger RNA of Trichoderma gamsii, 351 nucleotides long. RefSeq lists its product as hypothetical. Lineage: Eukaryota; Fungi; Ascomycota; Sordariomycetes; Hypocreales; Hypocreaceae. The transcript has a single exon. The record is from RefSeq and is a predicted model, not a curated record. The annotation marks the transcript as partial.